Molecule: messenger RNA, 2916 nt
Organism: Aspergillus melleus
Lineage: Eukaryota; Fungi; Ascomycota; Eurotiomycetes; Eurotiales; Aspergillaceae
Gene: CHO2
Product: phosphatidylethanolamine N-methyltransferase
Exons: 4
Coding region: 1-2916 (971 amino acids)
Biological process (GO): phosphatidylcholine biosynthetic process
Molecular function (GO): phosphatidylethanolamine N-methyltransferase activity
Source: RefSeq, a predicted model, not a curated record
AUGGAUAGUGGCCUCUCAACAGGCACCCAGGCUGGGAAUGAGGGACUUCGUGAAAGGAAUGUGCCCUCCCAGUCCGCUCCAAAGCUCACCACGGAGGCCCUCACGGCCACCGGUGACGUCGAGCCCAAGGACCAGCACUCGAAAACAUUUGGUCGGACUCCAGAUGGCACAGUCUUCACGGUCCCUCAAACCCAUGACAUGGUCUCUCAACUCCUGUCACCUUCGGAACCUAAAAACUUAUCCGAUCUUCUGGUCCUAGCUAUUCUAGGUGCUCAUAUCUUUCUUCUCUGGUGGCUUCCCGCAGCUGCCAAAGUCCCCGUUUUCGCGGCUGUCUAUCUGUUCUGGCGUGCGGGUUACAACGCUGGAAUCGGUUGGCUGCUUCACAACCAGUCUCAUCACAAUACGCUUGUCCGCUGGGCGGAGAAGACCAAGAUCUUCGUGAACCCCGCCACGGGAAACAAUCCGCACCCGGCUCUCUACAACCUGAUCAAGCGGGAAUUGGAAACUAAAAUUCGCAGUGACUACUCCUUCGACAAAUCUCCGAUUGAGUACAACACUUGGCUCGUCUUUAGACGCCUGGUGGAUUUGAUUCUGAUGUGUGACUUCGUGUCAUAUUGUCUCUUUGCUAUAGCAUGUAGCCACCAUCCCGCUAAUGAGGGCGUCUUGAUGACUGCGCUGCGGUGGUCCGCCGGUAUUGUCCUGGUUCUAUUCAACCUCUGGGUCAAAUUAGACGCCCAUCGGGUGGUAAAAGAUUUCGCGUGGUACUGGGGCGAUUUCUUCUAUCUCAUUGACCAAGAGUUGACCUUCGACGGGGUUUUUGAGAUGGCGCCUCACCCAAUGUAUUCGGUCGGCUACGCUGGAUACUACGGUAUUUCGCUCAUGGCCGCAAGCUACAAAGUGCUAUUCAUUUCGAUCAUCGCCCAUGCAGCUCAAUUCGCCUUUCUGGUUCUCGUGGAGAACCCUCACAUCGACAAGACCUACAACCCUCCUCCUCCCCGGAAGCGUAUGAGCGACCAAGAAGUCGCGUCGACAACGUCCCAAAGCACUGAUUCACCCAUCGCGCCAUCAUCCGUUGACGAUCAAGUUCCCCACGCGCCAGCCUACUCUAGCAGCCCGCCUCCGUCGGUCCACAAUCUGCUGGGGCUCCACAAUUUGGAUCUGCAUAGAACGACCGACACCUCUUCCGUGUUGAUCCAGUUUCUCGUAUUCGCCCUGACCGUCUUGACGCCCUCCACUCGGUGGUAUCAAUUCUUUUUUGUAGCCAACGCUACAGUGUGGAGACUUUGGUACUCGGCUGGCAUCGGGUACCUGCUGGAUUGCCAGUCAAACCGCAAGUCCUGGACCCGGCACUUUGUCAAGUAUGGGGAAACUCCCCAGGAGGCCUGGAAUCAAUGGAAGGGCACAUAUCAUAUUAGUAUGGUCAUGUGCUAUGCCAGUUUCAUUGCUGCCGUAUGGAAAAUGUACUCCUUUCCCGCCGACUGGGGCUACGGUUUGGUUCUGCUCCGGCACGUUCUGGGCGCGGGUCUGAUUAGCUUGCAAAUUUGGACUUGCGUCAGCAUCUACGAGUCUCUCGGCGAGUUUGGGUGGUUCUAUGGAGAUUUCUUCUUCGACGAGUCUCCCAAACUGACCUAUAAUGGUAUCUACCGCUUCUUAAACAACCCUGAACGUGUUUUGGGUCUAGCCGGCGUGUGGGGGGCUGUCCUGAUCACCAGUAGCAGUGCCAUCACUUUCCUUGCCAUCUUGAGUCACAUCUUGAGUUUGGCUUUCAUCCAGUUUGUGGAACGCCCGCACAUGCAAAAGCUGUAUGGCCGAAGUCUGCGACAGGACGCCGGUCUCGUUAAGAGCUUGAAGAGGUCUCUGCCUCCCACGCUCAAGCAGCUUCACGGCAGUGUGGACAAGAUCUUUGACGAGUCAUUCGAAUUUAUCGAGGACAUUAUUGACAAUGCGCGUCCGAAACUCGCCGCCGGUGUCAACACAUUUGUCAAGGACACCACGGCCCUUUUCCAGAAGUAUCCAGCACGUGUUACCAUCUCACGUAUCGAUGAAGACCUGGCUGGAUACAACUCCCGGGACUACUCCUUGGAAAUCGAGGGCACCGACUCAUCCUCACUGACCGAAUCCGACGGCAGCAGCGGUAGAGAGGGCGCCAAUGCUCGCAUGCCCCUGGAUCGACGAGGCGAUUUGAAAAACCUGGUCUUUGAAUACGGUGCGCCGAUCAAGGUCAAAUGGACCGCGCCUCUCAACCAUAGCAAGAAGGACUGGAUCGGACUGUACAAGGUGACGGAUAACACUUCGCGAGAAGUGACACGGGUCUCCUCCCAAGCCAGAUGGAUCGCCACGAAUGAAGGCUUCUACGACAACACAACGUGCGAGAAGGGCAUCGUCACAAGUGAUGUUGUCUCAACACCCCAGCGCGCGGAUGGCGACGAUUACGACAUCGCUACAGGCGAGGUCGUCUUCUCUGGAGACAAGCUGUUCUGGACCCAAGGCACUUUUGAAUUCCGCUACCAUCACAACGGCAAGCACAACGUCAUGGCCAUCUCGAGACCCUUUGAAAUCCGCAUCAGUCGCUUCGACGAGGAAGACCUGCUCGGAGGCGACCAGGACCUUAGCCAAGCAUCCGUGGAGAAGAGCUUGCUGGCCGUGGUCCGCAACUGCUUCGACCGGGACCCCGAGAUUGCGCCCGAAACCACAGAAGAGCAGUUUGGAUCUCUGGUCGAGCGCGACGGCAAAUACGCCAAGCGGGUCAUCUUCGCCGUGCAUCAGAUGUUCGGUAUCGAGUUCGCCCCGGAAGUCGUUCGAGCAGAUGGAACCGUCCGCAAUCUUGCCUGGAGAAUCUGCCAUGCGAAAUCCGUUCUUGCCCCAUAUAGCAUGUCCCGAAACGGCGCCACGACACCGACCGAAAGAAAAGAGUAG